AUGAGGGGCAACUGGCACAUUUGUAAUGACAACAAGUUUGAGGUCAAACCACCGUGUCUAGUCUACUCCUUUGGGAUCUGGAAUGACUGGUCGUUUGAUGACGCAAUGGGAGCUCGUGGUUGUGAAGUUCAUUCCUUUGAUCCAAGCAUCGGACUAAAGCCCUUCGACAGAAGCAAGAAUGUCCACUUCCAUGACCUUGGCCUCUCUGGGGAAGACAGCGACACGUAUGUUCCUACUAAGGACAUAUACGUCAAAAAGAGAACAACAUGGAAGAUCAGACGCCUCAAGACCAUCAUGGAGAUGCUUGGCCAUACAAAUAGACACCUGGAUUAUCUAAAGAUUGACAUAGAAACAAGCGAGUGGCCGGCAGUGAAAGACAUCGUGGAAUCUGGUCUGUUCUCCCAAAUCAGACAGUUUUCUGUAGAAUGGCACCUGUUUCCAACAUAUCCAAGUCGAUCGGAAUACGUCGGUAUUUAUGCAAGUGUCGCAGCCAUGAAGGAGCAAGGACUACGAACAUUUAGAGCCAGUUUUCAUGGAAAAGACUACCGAAACGAGACCUUCCGUUUCCAGGCAGAUGUCAACUACGUUAAUAUAUUGUAUAAAGACAAAUAA
This is a messenger RNA of Haliotis rubra (blacklip abalone), 612 nucleotides long. Its product is annotated as probable methyltransferase-like protein 24. NCBI's taxonomy places the organism in Eukaryota, Metazoa, Mollusca, Gastropoda, Lepetellida, Haliotidae. Bases 1 to 612 code for a protein of 203 amino acids. The transcript is spliced from 4 exons. The record is from RefSeq and is a predicted model, not a curated record.